This is a messenger RNA of Culex quinquefasciatus (southern house mosquito), 804 nucleotides long. Its product is annotated as chromobox protein homolog 3. Gene Ontology annotation, cellular component: pericentric heterochromatin; nucleus. The transcript has 2 exons. Gene Ontology annotation, biological process: chromatin organization; negative regulation of transcription by RNA polymerase II. Gene Ontology annotation, molecular function: chromatin binding. The record is from RefSeq and is a predicted model, not a curated record. Lineage: Eukaryota; Metazoa; Arthropoda; Insecta; Diptera; Culicidae. The coding region runs from base 93 to 719 and encodes 208 amino acids.
GUCAAAAUUCGCUUGCGCACAAAAACAAAACAGAAGUUUGUUUACAAGCCGCACUGAAACUUUUUUUUGCAAAACAGCAUUCGCAUUCUAGAAUGAAAACCACCCAGAACGAGGACGACAGCAACGAGGCGCCGUACGUGGUGGAGAAGGUGCUCGACCGGCGCAUCACGUCGGCCGGCAAGAUCGAGUACUACCUCAAGUGGAAGGGCUACUCGGAGGCGGACAACACCUGGGAACCGGACGAGAACCUGGACUGCCCGGAGCUGAUUGCCAAGUACGAGGAGGCGCGCCGGAUGAAGGAGUUCAAGGAGGCGAAGAAGAAGGCCGGCAAGAAGAAGCUGGAGGAGAUUACGAAGCCGCGGGGGUACGAGCGGGGUUUGGCACUGGCGCGGAUUGUCGGGGCGACGGAUUGCGGCGGGGAGUUGAUGUUUCUCGUUCAGUGGAGUGGCACGGACGAGAUGGACAUUUUGGCGGCGGCGACGGUUAACGAGCGCGAUCCGGCGACGGUGAUUGCGUACUACGAGGCCAAGAGUAAGGUCGUGGAGAAGGCGAAGGAACGGGCCAAGUUUGCCGCUUACGAGGAGGAACGGGUGGAUGUGGCGAGCGGGAAUGAUGGGGAGGGGGGCGUUGAGGUUGAUGGGGUAGGUGGGGGUGGGAUGGAGACCAUUUCCGGCACGGAGAUUCCCAGCGGAACGCUGGAAGCCAUGAUGGAGGAUUGAAGAAAGGUAUAUUUUAGAUUUUUUUAAGAUUCUAUUUUACCCACUUUUUGCUAAGGACUAGAAUUAUACCAACACGAUCACUCUA